UUUAAAGAUUUUGCAAAUCAAGCUGUAAUUACGCCGAAUGUUUACAAUUACAGUACUGUAAUACUACAAAAAUUAUCCGAGUACAGUAGUAUUGUCAAAAGGAACCGUUAACUUUCACAAUGGUUGCAAUAUUCUGUCGAGUAACGGCUGAAUUAGCACGAGAUUUCAUAGAAAACUUUCCACGGCAGUUCGACUUCAACGGGAUGCUGACAAAAAUUUGUGAUGAUAUUGAUGUGGACAUUUCUUUUCAAAACGAAACCUAUCUUCUACAGGGAGACUGGAAUAAUCUUGGACGAGCAUACAAUAUGCUUGUUAGUACUUUAGCUGUGUAUGGCAAUGCAAGUUCUGUUGCAAAAGGAUCAAGGCCUUUUUCGGCACUAGUUGAAGCAGCAGAAGCAAUAAGCCGUGGUGUUGAGUUGCAAGAACAAGUUCAGAAUGAAAUGACGCAAAUGAACAAAGUUAAUCAAUAUAAUUCUAUACCUCAAUUUCCUAUCAAAUACCAUGACCAUGAAUAUGACAGAGUCUCAAGAUAUUCACAGAAUUCUAUGGAUGAACAAGAAAGUACAUCAGAAUGUUCUAUUCCAGACUCUUUAGAGAAUAUGGACAAACAAAAGGAUAUGCAGUCAACAAAUCUCCCUGAAUUUCAGGAGGAAAGUCAGAGUUCUUAUGAUACCAUUCCGGUUACAGAACAAAAUGACAGCAAGUUUUUUGAUGCACAUUCUGAUACUAUUGAAGUAAAGGAUAUAAAGAAGGAAGUUGCAGAUGAUCAAUAUGUUUUAGAGUCAUAUAAAAACAUUCCUAAACAGAGCAUAAUAAGCCAAAAAAUUGACGAAAGCCUUGACAAUGAUGAAGAUGAAAAAUUCAAUGAUUUAACAGUUAACAAAUUAAAAGAACAGAAAGAAGGGCUUCAGGGUCCAAUCGCAAAGUGCGACAUUUGUGAAAAAGUUUUCAGUAAUGUACCUUACAUGAAGCGCCACCGUAACUGUCAUAAAGAUGUUUUCUUCAGUUGUGACGAGUGUGGAAAAAAGUAUAAAGUGCAAAAAGCUCUAAGAGAACAUAAAAAAACUCAUGAUGAAGGUUACUUAAAACCUAAAUUCAAAUGUGAAUCUUGUCCAAAAUCAUUUUGUUCAAAUUAUUUGAAAGAAUGUCAUAUUAAGUCUGAGCAUUUAGGUUUGAAAAAAUAUUUUCUCUGUCAGACUUGUGGGAAAUCUUUUACCACAAAGCAUACUCUUCAGCAACAUGUUAACGCCCACACUGGUGUAAGACCUUAUCAGUGUACAAAAUGUGGAAAAUGCUUUACAUACGAGGCUGCUUUACGCGAUCAUAGAUUUACUCAUAUUGAAUCAAAAACUUUUACAUGUGAAUAUCCUGGUUGUGAUAAGGCAUUCCGACAAAGGUCUGCUUUGAAAAUGCAUGAGAAAAUUCACAAGAAUCCAAAUCAGUUUGAAUGUACAGAAUGUGGGCGUGGGUUCACACAGAAACAAGCUCUACAAAGACACAUUAAUUCUCAUAAAGGUUUUAAGCCAUUUAGAUGCAAGUACUGUGAUCGUACUUUUGGUGAUCCAGCCAUUAUAAGGCGUCACUUAAAACUUGUUCACAAACUCAAUAAAGAUGUGGACAAAUGGAGAGAAGAUAUAAUAGAAGAAACUGUUCAAGAAACAAAAAAUGAUAAGGAUAUAACUUCACUGAAUUCUGACACAAUAGUUACUGUUAGUCAAGGGACAGCAUUAGAAAAUGUGCCUCUUUUACAAACAAAUGACACUAAAGUUAUUCCCUACAAAAGUGGGGCUGAAACAUUAAAGCCUGUGGACAUUAAACAUAUCAGUGGUCAAGAUGAAGAACCUAAUACUGACCCUGAACUAAAUACUGAUCAUAUACAAAAUGUUUUUGUAAGCUAUAAUGUACCUAGUCAAAAUCUUGUUUUAACUAAUACACAGGCAGCAGAUUUCAGUCAAAGUACUGCACCCUUGAUACAGUAUCAUUUUAAGUCUACAGAAGAAGUUGAAACAGGAAGCACUAGUACUGAGGCUACUGAUAUAGAAAAUGUCAACUCUAAAGCUGAAUCCAUACAUGAACUGGUGUUACACCAUGAAAGCGAUACAGCAAUGAUUGAAAGAGAACAAAUUCAAUUUCUUACCGAAAAUCUUGAUGGAACAUUUAAUACAACUAUAGACUUAAACAAACUAAAGAGAAAUCUUGAACUUCUUACAAAGCCCAAUGCAACUGUUGAUUUGAACUUGGUGACAGAUGUGCCGACUGAAACUUUAAAGCCAGAUGGAACUUCUGCUGAGAUGCCUCUAAAUACAGGUCUAGAAAAUACAACAAGAUUUGGAGAGAUUGAGGCUUUAUCAGACAGUUUAGGGCAAACAUUACCACAGUGUCAGUACUACUAUUACAGUAUUGGUAACCAGUAUAUCAACCUCAAUCAGAACCAGCUAAACUCUGGUCUGAAUGUGUCAGACAAUUCUACAGAUAGAGAAAUACCAUAAAAGAAAUGCAAACUAUAGAAACAACUUUUGCUUUUUCAAAAUAAACAUGUCUCUCUGACAAUACUCAACCUAUUAAUUUAAGAUCAUUUUAUUACAUUAUUUGAUUAUGGAUUGUGUUAAAAAUAAUUUUUGCAAAUAUUUUUAUAUUCAGUUUUUCAAAGGUUUGAAUUCAUUGCAGGUAUUAAUUGUAGCACAACAUGAACACAAAAUUAGUGCCCAAUGCCAACAUAAGUAGGUUAGCUCCUUUAUUUAUCAGAUACUGAAGUUGAAUAUUACACUUGAACAAGGGUGUUACUUAACCUUCAUUGAGGUGAAUUUGGUUAUGGGCUUUCUAGCUCCGAAUUUGGAACAACAACUAUAUUUAAAUGAUGUUUAACAUUUAAAUACUAACAUAAGCAGCCAAGGGUAUACAGCCAGGCUUGUCUACACAUGUAUGACAUUGGUCUUUUAUUAUUACCACUAGCAUUUGAAGGGUUGAUGAUUCAGUUUCAUGAUGCCUUAGGCAUGUUUUAAUUUCAUCACAUUUAAGCAUUCUGUAAAGAAAGAAUGGGCAACAUUUUAAUAUAUUAAGAUUUUCAUUAGAGAGUAAAUGCACCUUUCUCGUGAAUUAACAUGUGCAGAAUAUAUGUCCAAAGGGGUUAUUUGGUUAUUCCAUGUUUCCAUAACUGUAUUGCAUAUGAAGUAACUUGGCUUGUUUGAUGCUUUCCACAUGCUAGUGUGAUGUCAUUUGACAGUUCUGU
This is a messenger RNA of Ruditapes philippinarum (Manila clam), 3229 nucleotides long. RefSeq names its product zinc finger protein 34-like. The record is from RefSeq and is a predicted model, not a curated record. The transcript has a single exon. Gene Ontology annotation, biological process: regulation of transcription by RNA polymerase II. Gene Ontology annotation, cellular component: nucleus. Gene Ontology annotation, molecular function: RNA polymerase II transcription regulatory region sequence-specific DNA binding; DNA-binding transcription factor activity, RNA polymerase II-specific. The coding region runs from base 120 to 2489 and encodes 789 amino acids. NCBI's taxonomy places the organism in Eukaryota, Metazoa, Mollusca, Bivalvia, Venerida, Veneridae.